GUAAAAAAUUUCUUACCAAAACAAAUUUCGCCAAUAAAAAUGUUUAAAAGAGUUUAUGAAAAAUCGUUUAUGCAAAUCUUGCAAAUUUUGUUGCUAGUAUUGACAACAACCAUUUCUUAUGGAUUAGAUCAUUUAGUUAGUAAUACGACCGCUCUGGGUAUUAAAUAUGAGAGCAAUGCCACCACUAGUAUAUCUAGCCAAGACUUACAUCCUCAUAUCCUUAAUACCAAUAUAACGAUUUUGCAUGAAGUUCACGAUGGCAGCUAUUCGACAAAAAAGAAAGAUCGUGCGGAUAUAUUACCGUUAAAACCGAUUAAGAAGAAACACUAUGCAUUAUUGGAUAAAGUAAUCGCACCUAUAAGUUAUGAAAAGUCAAAACCAUUGAAAGAUGUCGAUCUACAUCCAGUCGUUUUCGAUUACAAUUUGGGUGAUUUAGAAGAUUUAGAACAUGAGUCAUUUAAAAAAGCCGAUCUCAGUAGCGAGGAGAAAGCGCUCUUAAGAGAUACAAACACAACCGAAUCUAUAUUACAUUAUAAAGCAAAUAAUAAUAAUAAAGACGACGGAUCGGAGGAAUACACUUUGGAAGACGAUCUAAAUGUUCAAGUAGAUAUCGUAACUACGACAAAAGGCAGUAACUCGGUAUUGUUAAGUUUAGCUAAUGCGACAACCAUUAGUCCAACAUCGUCUAUUUCGUUAUCAUCUUCUACAUCAGUGGUGACCAUAAGUCCUCAUAUUUUUAAAGUUUCGAAAACGAAAUCAACAAAAAAGGGCCGUGAACUUUUGAAACGCGAAGAUCUACAAAAGAGCUCCAACAAUCAUAACAGUAUUAAUCAUUAUUUUAAUGAAUACAACAGCUUGGGUGCUAAUGCUUCCGCGGCGAGUUUGCAGAGCGCCAAUGUUUUCCAGAUUUUUGUUAAUUUAUAUGAUCACUUUUACUGGCAGGCGGCCGACAUUAGAAAGAAAGUCUCAACUGGCUGCGGUCUAGAAUUGCAGGCCUAUUUAACCGCAUUACAUGGCAAUUAUCAUUGGGCUCAGCAAGCUUACGAUGCCUCUGGUCGUUAUCGCGGCCAAUUAUUUUUCGGCAAUGAUAAAUGGCUGGGCCAGAAAUCAUUCUGCUACGAACUCAAUCGCCAACUUGAACCCGAAUCCCGUAAACAUUUUGAAUUUGAAUUCUAUGCGGCACUAAUUAACAUGAAUUUGCGAUUACCCAAGGAAGUGACUUUAAAUUUGCAACUGGGAGAAUGCUUACCAAAGUCAUGUUCAUCACAAGACAUACAACAUAUAUUGGAUUUGGAUCCUCAUGCGCAAAUCUUGAAGACUCUUAAUUAUAAUAAUAAUAAUUCUUCUAAUAGCACAACGACUUCCGUUAAAAUCUUAAGAGUGCGUACAGUGCCGGGCAUUUACAGCUUUUGGCGGGAAUUAAGUUUCCAGAUAUUUGCGAGCUUCAUGUUUACUCUAAUUGUUCUGGUCAUUGUGGCCACUUGGUAUCAAUGUAAGGUAAAUGAUAAACAAUACAUAGAACCGGCAAUAUCCGUGAUAAGUCAAAAAAUUGAUGUCAACUUAACUCAUCAUAUGGCAAACGAAACUCGUUAUAUGAGCAGCAACAGCAGUAGCAACAGUAAUCACAAUAUGUCUUUUGAACUUUAUCAAAUGUCCACUUUAAAUGAGAACAACAAUAAUAGUAACAACAAUAACAACAAUCCUAAUAGCAGUAAUAGUAGUAGUAGUAGUAGUAGUAAUAAAAAUAACAACAAUAACAAUAACAGUAAUAUCGGCGAUAGUGGUAUGGAAAAUAAUGCAAACAAAACAUUAUGCAAAAAUGGCAACAGAAACCAUAAUCUCAAUGGUGACACCCAGUCACAAACGACCAGUUUGAAUGUCAGAAAUCCUUCCAGCGUUCAAGACAAAGAAUAUAAAAUUGAAACAACAGAGACAAAUAUCUGUAAUGAUAGCUUACAGGGUACCUACAUAGUCAAGCAACAUUUGGGUCUACAUGAGCAGCUGCUGUUAUGUUUUGCAUUUCAAACGAAUGCCAGUUCAAUAUUAAAUGUGGACUUAAACAAGGAGGUUCAAACAUCCUGUGUGCAUGGUUUGCGCGUCAUAUCCGUAUUGUGGACCAUUUUGGUGCAUACAUAUUUGCAAGUAUUUUCCAUAGGCGAGAAUCGAUUUCGUCGCAUCAUUGUCGAGCGUUCACCUUGGUAUCAAAUUGUCGGCAAUGCUACAUUCUCUGUCGAUACAUUUUUCUUUAUAAGCGGCUUUCUGGUUACUCUGUUGUUUAUGAAACAUGAGAAGAAAUAUCCAAGCGAUAUGCAUCAAUAUGUUAAAAAAGGUACAUGGGAUACAUUGAUGAUGCUCUUGUAUCGCUAUAUACGUUUGACGCCAGCCUAUCUGUUCGUUAUAUUUUUCAAUGAUUUUUCAUUGAGGGAAACCUUUAAUAAUUCCAUUUUCCAAGCAACAAUCGCGCCGAACACAUGCAGCCAAUAUUGGUGGCGUAAUAUUUUGUAUGUUAAUAAUUUUUAUCCGUUAAGUGAAAUUUGCAUGAUAUGGAGCUGGUACAUGGCCAAUGAGAUGCAAUUUUAUAUAAUGGCCACUAUUUUAUUGGUAGUCUCCCUAAGAUAUUUCAAAACUGCUGUCUUGACACUUGCUAGUAUACUCAUUAGUUCUUGGGGUGUUGCCGGUCUGGUAUCUUUACGCAAUCAUUAUACACAUAAAGUAGCCAAGCCUUUCGAAUCAUUUGAUUUUCUUUAUGACAAGCCUUGGCAGAGAGUGGGCACUUAUAUAAUGGGUAUGCUCACCGGUUAUAUAAUACACAAAGUGAAAACGCCUCCAAAAAUUUCCGGACGCAUUAUUAUUCUGCUGUGGAUUUUGAGUUUAGGUCUACUAGCCUUAAUUAUAUUUGGUGUAUGGGAAGGACAACUGAACGAAGUUAGUACAGCUUUUUACGUUAGCAUAGGACAUACAGCUUUCGGAUUUAGUCUUAUAUGGAUGGUAUUAUCAUGCUGUUGGGGUCUAACGCCUACGAUUAAUCGUUUGCUCUCCUAUCGUUGCCUUUGGCCUUUGUCGCGUCUCACCUAUUGCGCCUAUUUGAUACAUCCCGUUAUAAUGUUAAUAACUGCUUUUCGUAUGGAUGGUACCGUACAAUUAAAUAACGUAUUAAUUAUCAUUGUAUUUUUUGGUAAUGCCGUCGUAUCAUUUAUUGCCGCAUUUUUUAUAUCUGUCCUGUUAGAAGCUCCCGUAGUACGUUUAUUGAAAAUAUUGUUACGCAAAUAGACUUAGAACGGCCAAUAUGGCCAAUAAUCAAAAAAACAAAAAGGAAAAACAAAAAAAAAAUGGUCAAAUCUUAAAGAUAUAAAAAUU
Glossina fuscipes is the source of this 3357-nucleotide messenger RNA. RefSeq lists its product as uncharacterized. The transcript has 11 exons. NCBI's taxonomy places the organism in Eukaryota, Metazoa, Arthropoda, Insecta, Diptera, Glossinidae. The coding region runs from base 40 to 3270 and encodes 1076 amino acids. Gene Ontology annotation, molecular function: acyltransferase activity, transferring groups other than amino-acyl groups. The record is from RefSeq and is a predicted model, not a curated record.